Molecule: messenger RNA, 2486 nt
Organism: Podarcis raffonei (Aeolian wall lizard)
Lineage: Eukaryota; Metazoa; Chordata; Lepidosauria; Squamata; Lacertidae
Gene: SP6
Product: Sp6 transcription factor
Exons: 5
Coding region: 1087-2190 (367 amino acids)
Biological process (GO): regulation of transcription by RNA polymerase II
Molecular function (GO): DNA-binding transcription factor activity, RNA polymerase II-specific; RNA polymerase II cis-regulatory region sequence-specific DNA binding
Source: RefSeq, a predicted model, not a curated record
GAAAGAGCGGCUUUGACAAGGACGGACGUCAUUUCAGAGCCCAAUCGCAGGCGUGAAAUCACGAAUUGACUAGCCCAAUCGCCAAUUGGGGCUGAGGGCAGUGUUGCGCCUAUCCUUGAUUGAUUGACAGGCAAAGGACCCGCGAGGAAGAAGAGAGAAGAGAAACACAUCCACACAGAGGCCUUAAUCAAGGAGGGGUGGGCUUUAUUUUUUGGGAAGUCUGAUUGGUCAAGGGAUGGAAGAUUGGCUUCACAGGAGGCCAAUAGGAAAACUGGGGUGAUUCUUCCGCUACAUCUUUUUACGAGCGUUUGGGUACUAUAUCUGAACUGGCUCCUCACCAGAGGCGGCUGCAUUUGGGGCACCUGCAGAAGCUGCGGCGGCCCUAGAAGAGAGGCGGCGACUGAAGACCAAGACCCAGUUUUUUCUGUUACUUAAAGCAGUUGCAAACAAAACGGUUUCCAAGCUCAUCUUUGCCAUCUUGGAAGCUGGAGACAUUUUGAUUUAUGUUUUGAUUCAUGAAAAUGGGAGGCCGGGGCACUCCUCGGCCUUUGGUAGCGCACAGCGUCCGCCACAACAGCAGCGGCUUGUCUUCCAAAUCAUGUAAAUGGCAUCAGCAUUUAUGGAUUAGGCAGGCAGGCAGGCAGGCAGGCAGAGAGCCCGACAGCAGGUGGAGAAAGAACCAAAGGCAGGACCAGCAAGGCUGUUUCGUUUCCAAAGCCAGGCCUGAAGCCCACUUGAAAUAGAUCUACAGAAUGGUUUUAUCCAACAAACGAAAACAACAGCAACCAAACAUGUCACCGCAGUUAAUGAACCGAAGUUUCGGAGGAAGCAGAGGAAAGAGACCACAGCUUUCUGCCUCUAAUUAUCCUGUUUGUGCCUCUGAAAAAAAGUGGGCUCUAGCCCACUCAAGUUGCAACAGUGCUCUACCGGGACUGCCUCACUGCACUGGAUUCUGGAUUUUGCUUUGGAGACAGCAACACAAUUUGCCUGACAAGCCAAUGUGGAAAGACCUGCUGGAGGAUCGCUGCUCCUACCAGUCACUCUAAACAAGUGUGUCUGAGAACCUACCCACUGAGGAGUUCUGCAAUGCUCACAGCCGUCUGUGGUUCUCUUGGCAACCAGUGUUCGGAGACACCCCGUUCCUCUCCAACCCACGUAGAGCUGCAGCCUCUGCAGACCUUCCAGCCCCACACCAGCCCGGAUAGCGGGGGAGAUUUCCCAUCCCCUCUGCAACCCACGGAGCUCCAGCACCUGCCUUUGGCUGGGCCCGACACGGAGUAUUCGGGCAAUGCUGGUUACGAGCUGCAUGGGGCUUCAAGGUUAGACCUGGACGGCGAAAGCCAGCUGGCCCCUGGCCCGUACUCUAAGCUCCUACAGGCAGCACCAGAUAUGGCUCACCACUAUGAACCUUGGUUCAGGCCUACCCAUCCGAGCAGCGGCGCUGACGAUGGUGGCAUCAAUCCAUGGUGGGAUCUCCAUGCUGGAUCCAGCUGGAUGGAGCUUCAGAGUAGUCUCCAGCCGCCGGGCCACACAGGUGGACUUCAGCCAGGGCUGGGUGGCUAUGGCGCUGCAGAACAUCAGCUCUGUGGCCCGCCUCACCACCUGUUGCCUUCAGGGCCACACCUCAUGGGCCAGGAAGUGAUCAAGUCCCUGGAUUCUACUCAGGAGCCCCACCCAAUGGAGCAGGCUGGGGAUGGUAGCGGUAGGCCAAAGAGCUCAAGGCGCUCCGUGACCCGGAGUUCUGGCCAAACCGCCUGCCGGUGCCCUAAUUGCCAGGAGGCCGAAAGGGUGGGCCAGUGCCCUGACAACUCCAAGAAGAAGCACCUCCACAACUGCCACAUCCCUGGCUGUGGCAAGGCCUAUGCCAAGACAUCGCACCUGAAGGCCCACCUGAGGUGGCACAGCGGCGACCGCCCCUUUGUCUGCAAUUGGCUGUUUUGUGGGAAGCGCUUCACCCGCUCUGAUGAGCUGCAGAGGCACCUUCAGACCCACACGGGAACCAAAAAGUUCACCUGCCCUGUUUGCAACCGGGUCUUCAUGAGAAGUGACCACUUGAGCAAGCACAUGAAGACACAUGAAGGUGCUAAGGAGGAAGGAGAAGGAGAGGCCAAAGCUGGGACAGAGCCUCCCGCAAAAGUCAAACGGGAACCAGACGGAAGCUCUUCGAGUGCAGCUUCCCAACCCAACUGAGCCUUUCUUCCUCGCCAUCUCUCCAUCAUGGUGCCUCCUGGCCUACUGACUUGUCCUCCUUGCUCAAGGCUCUGGGAUGACACGACACCCUCUAAGCCUGAACCUUAUCCUGUCCUUGGAAGGAGAAGUUAUUUAUUCCCUAGGAGGAAAGGACGAUGUUGUUGGGACACACUGGGAAGGGCCACGCCCUUGAGCAGCUUUCAGCUGGGUGUGUUGAGCGUGUGUUUGGGGAGUAUGGGAGGGAUAUUUUUGAAGGAUGGUCUUUGAGGUGGGUUGGGCUAAGUGGAAUCUUCUGG